Messenger RNA from Aspergillus bombycis, 2034 nucleotides. RefSeq names its product WD40 repeat domain-containing protein. Bases 1 to 2034 code for a protein of 677 amino acids. The transcript has 6 exons. Lineage: Eukaryota; Fungi; Ascomycota; Eurotiomycetes; Eurotiales; Aspergillaceae. Gene Ontology annotation, biological process: proteasome-mediated ubiquitin-dependent protein catabolic process. The record is from RefSeq and is a predicted model, not a curated record. Gene Ontology annotation, molecular function: protein binding. Gene Ontology annotation, cellular component: Cul4-RING E3 ubiquitin ligase complex.
AUGAGCUCCCCCGACCCCCAUCCCGCUAGUGGCGACCGUCCGGCGUCGAGAGAUUCACCCGCUAUAUGGCAUCCGGCCAGAGAAUGGCUCGAAGAGGAUGAGGAAGAUGACAUGGACUAUGAACCCGAGACUGAAAUUUCAGAACAUUCAGAGGACAUACCCCAUCCGGAUGAGGAUAAUUUCAUCGACGAGGACGACGAGGACGGCUUCUACGGCGUUCAUCUAAAUUAUCUCGACCCUGAAUUACAUCUAGGUAAUAUACAUAUUGAAUUCUCCAUGGACGAAGGAAAUUUGGAACAGUCUGGAGAAGCAGCGGGUCAGGCCGGUGGUCGGCACUCCCGAGCAGUUUCCGCCACCCGGUUGUUGAACUUACUGGCAUCAAACGGCCUGCGACAUAUUCUCCAUUACAGUCGGGCUGGUGGCCAAAUGGACAACGAUGAUGAAGAUGAAGAUGAGGAGCUUGCUGGCUUUUUUGGAUUUAGGAGACGCACACGGCGGGGCGGAGGUGAUCCGGCACCUAAAGUACCCAGCGAAGAAGGGACUAAGCUAAUGGCUUCUGGCGACUUUGGAAGCAAUUCAUAUUAUACGGAUGAGUUGAAAAAGAGGAGGAAAAGUCUUGCGACGAGGACGAUGUGGCGGGAACUAGGCAUUGAUCUGUCUGGUCCGAGGCAGGAGGUGCAGUCGAUAACUCAAGGUCUUAUACCUGGUUCAGUUGCCGACAAGAUCAUUCAUUUCGACUCAAGGUGCUACUCGGGGCAGUUUUCCGAUGAUGGUAACUUUUUCUUCUCCUGCUCGCAGGACUUCAGGGUGAGGAUGUAUGAUACGUCUAACCCGUAUGAAUGGAAGUAUUACAAAACCGUGAACUACCCUUUUGGCCAGUGGACUAUCACCGAUGCCACCCUGAGUCCAGACAACAGAUUUUUAGCGUAUACCUCCAUACGGAACCUUGUUUGCCUUGCUCCUACAGAUCCAUUUGAUACCUCUGAGCCGUCGGUGUUAGAUCUUUCAUCCUCUAAUGGAAGACAAUUUGGUAUCUGGUCGGUUCGGUUUUCAGGUGACGGCCGUGAAAUAGUAGCAGGCACGUCAGAUAACUCGGUUAUUGUCUACGACCUCGAAACCCGACAGUCAGUCCUACGCCUACGCAACCACGAGGAUGAUGUGAAUGCUGUCUGUUUUGGUGACAAGUCUUCCCCUCACAUUCUCUACUCCGGGUCCGAUGAUAGCACGCUACGAGUGUGGGACAGGCGCUCAAUGGGUGACGGGCGUGAAGCAGGCGUGUUCAUCGGACAUACGGAAGGACUGACUUACGUCGAUAGCAAAGGUGAUGGUCGAUAUGUGCUUUCCAAUGGCAAGGACCAGAACAUGAAGCUCUGGGAUCUAAGGAAGAUGAUGACCACAGCGAGGUUCGAUACGAUUGAUGCCCAGGAUUACACCAGCGGCUUCGAUUACAGGUUCGAGCCAUACCCCGCAAACUACUACGAGGCGCACCCACACGAUUGCUCCGUGGUCACAUUCCGAGGCCAUCGGGUCCUCAAAACUUUGAUACGAUGCCAUUUCUCGCCCCCAGACAGCACGAACUCUAGGUACGUGUAUACUGGAAGUGAAGACGGCAAAGUUUAUGUGUACAACUUGGAUGCAACCCUUGCCGGAACAAUCGACGUCGGUCAGGCAACGGUGGACACUCGACCGCAAGACCCCGACAUAACCAAUAGUGCAUAUGACUUCAGCAGCCGCGCUGGCGAUUUGGCCUGGCAAACAUGUGUCCGAGACGCAAGCUGGCAUCCCAACGCCCCUGUAGUAGCCGCGACGUCAUGGAAUGGCUGGGGCCUUUCAACCGGCACCUGCACGGUACAUUCUUGGAAUGGCGGCGCCGCCGAGGACGAGGGGACUCCACCGGUCUCUAAGAAUUACGAUUGCCGGCUGAAACCCGUGCUCGAAUAUGACCAGUUCAAGGAAACAAUCCAUCACCUCCGCAGUCGACCCGUAUAUCGGCGGAGGCUAGAAGAUGACGAGUACGCGGGUGAAAUAUGGUGA